UUGAGUGGUCGAAAAGACUAGAAAGGCGCUAUACAAGUACGGAGCAUUUACAUUUACAUGUGCAGUGGGUGUCAAGCAGGAACAUUAUGGCAGCAGGUGGCCUGUUAUCAUAGAUCCAGACUCUGCAGCUCCGGAGCCAGAAACACCUGCAGAAAGUGACAGAGAGGGAGUGAGGAGAGAGACGAGAAAGCACAAAACUCCUGGAGAGGUAAGAAGUGAAGUUAGUAACAUGCAUUGAUGGUUAAAGAAUGCAUACAGAUGGAGAGGGAGAGGGGGAAAGAGGAGCUCAUCAUGGGAAGUCCCUGCAGUCUAGGCCUAUAGCAGCAUAAGGGAUGGUUCCAGCGCCUAACCAAUUUGUUACGGGACAAAAAGAGUCUUCACACAGCCCAAUACAUUUCACUACAGGUGGUGAAGAAUGUGGGGAGUCUAAGUGGGUUAUUACAAGAAUGACCCAGUUUCUCUGCACGGAACUGGACUUGUUCUUGUUGGUGAAAGCUGUAUCACUGUUUCCACGCUCACUAACUAAAACCCCUAAAUCCUCUUUUUUUCCCACCUCAUUGAUUUACAAAGAAGUUUUCUGCCUCCGUUGUCUCAGAAAGAGUGAAACUGAGAGCCACAAGGCGAUUGUUUCUUUUGACCCUGAACAAAGAGCUUUCUGUUUGAAUGAUUGCUCCCAAACUCAAGUUUUUGCCAAACAUCCAUUUGCAGUUUUGGCUUUAAGCUCCUCUCCUACUGGGGUCUAGGGUCUGGAGAGAUAAACACCACAGCUGUGGACUCCUUUUUGCUAAGAUUAAACCGACUUGGAUUACAUCGGCUUGGAAGGCUAAAUCAUGGAGGAAAUGAGUGAAAGAAGCAGAAUUCUUACUUCAUAAAACAUCUGCAAGUCAAUGGCUCUCCUGGUCUUUGAAAAGAUUUUUGAUCUUUGUGUUCGACUAGACGGGACAAGAUUUAGGCUAGGUUGAGAUCAGGGUUGCUACAGCUCUCCUUGCUCAUUUUGUUUAGAGAAGAAAAAGCACUUUAAAUUGUGCCUCUGGCAAGGUCUGUGGUUGCCAUUAACAGCUGCACUGUAACCAAAGGAGUUCAUUAAUUAGAAAAACUGCAUCAAGUUAUCCAGGGACGGAUUAACUUUAGUGGGAGACAGAAUAAGUAGGGCCAGUGGACUAAUGAGGGAUAUAAACAAUGUGAUAUCCUGGAAUGGCGUGUAAAUAACAUGCCACUUUUAAGGACAUUUCAACACGCCAUGUCAACGCAUUUUAAGCUUUUCGCUUGUCAUUUCUCACUGUUAAGUCCCUAUGAGCAACACAAAGGAGUUUAACCAGUCAACAUGCAUAUAUAAAUGUGAUGGUUAAGGUUAGCAGUUAAGUACAUUGAAGGGGAUGUCAAUGCUAGCAUAAUUAGCUAGCGAGCUACUUAAUCUUUAACGCAGCUAACACUAUGUAGCUAACAUUAGCAACAAUGUAACAUCAUAACGUAAUGUAACGUAACCAAAAAACCAAAACCAAAAACUAAUGUUGUGUAAUUAUUGAUUCACUUGGGAACCGAAAGCCGGUCUCCUGUGUCAUGGACCAACUUACCAUCCACUACGUUACUGUUGGACUUUCAUAGCUAUUUAUAUCCCACACACGCUCAUUUUAACUGUGACACUAGGUGUAAAAUGGCACGCCGUUUCUGCACAAUACAAGUCAAUGCUGUCUAAACAGCGUGAAAUGACACGCAAAAGCAAAAAAUGUGUUGGAAUACUACGCGACAUGACGAAAUGCGACUAUAUUCUUAGACCUUUUGUUGAUACCAGGCUGAUAUAAAUUAUAUUUUGUGCACAGACAAAUGUGUAACAUAUUUCUAGGACUGAUUGGGUUUUAUUUUUCUUUUGCUUAGUUUCUUUUGCGCACCGAUACAUUCAUACAUUUUGCUUAUUGUAUCUAAGAUAUGAAAUAUUGGCUUUAUUUUUUAACUACUCAACUUCACCUUAGUUAAUCUCUGUUAAUAAUAGCAUAUUGAACUUUCAAAAAAUUAUUAAUUAUUACAGUUUUUCACUGUUGUUAAGACACAUUUCUUGAAACCUUCACCCAUAUUCUCAAAACUUUAAACACAAAACCCAGUCUUUAAACAACAUUCACAAAACCUUCUGGCAAAAUCAAACACUUGCCUCAAAACCAUUUGAUCUGUGCUCAAAAUCAAACAAUGCUUUCAAAACUUAAACACAGCCAGUCAAUAUGUAAAACACUACAGAGCAUUCUUUAGACACUACAUCAAAAAAUUGAGAACACAGCAUCCAGGACAUGUAGUUACAGAAAAAUAGUUUUUGCAUAGAGGAAACACAUUUUCCAAUUUACAGUUUUUCUCAAAUGCUAAAACACAAAAGCCAAUCCUCUAAACCAAAUGACCAGUUGUCUAAACACAUUUACUAAAUCUAGCCAUCAUUUUCCAAUAUCAUAAACACAUUUCACAUGAAGACACAAUUCACAAAAGACAAUCCUCCGUUCACAUAAAUCUUAACACAUUUUUCCUUGCUAAAACACAAGUUGCAAAAGAACUCUGCUCAUAUUCUCAAAUGAAAGCUCAUGUGAUGCAAAAUGCUUGCCACAGUCAGCAAUAUUUGAACAAAAUGAACACACCUGGCGUCAUUCAUUACACACAACGACUCAAAAUUGAAAACACCUGUUGCUAAUGCUGUGACCACAUGCAUAAAAGCAAGUUCAGAGUGCACAGUUUGCUGAAGAUUCCAAACAAACACAAUGGAUGAAGGCAGAGUCAGGGGAAGAGGUAAUCGAGUCAGAGGAGGGAGAAGAGCUGGCCAAGGAGGAAGAGGAGCAGGCCAAGGAGGAAGAGGAGCAGGCCAAGGAGGAAGAGGAGCAGGCCAAGGAGGAAGAGGAGCAGGCCAGGGAGGAAGAGGAGCAGGCCAGGGAGGAAGAGGAGCAGGCCAAGGAGGAAGAGGAGCAGGCCAAGAAGGGAGAGGAGAAGGUCCAGGAGGGAGAGCAAGACAACCUCGCACCAUCAUUACGGACGAGAUGCGAGCAACAGUCAUUGACCAUGUCAUUGUCCAUGGCAUGACAGUGGCUGAAGCAGGACUAAGAGUCCGUCCAAACCUGAGUAGGUUCACCGUGGCCACCAUUAUCAGGGCAUUCAGACAACACAACAGAGUUGAAAGAAUGCCACAUAGAGGUGGGAGGGUUGCCAUAUUUACAGCGGCACAAGAAACCCUCAUUGUGGAUAUGGUUCGUGAGAACAACCUCAUCAGACUCCGGGAGAUCAGAGACAAAGUCAUUGGCGAUAAUGUGAACUUUGAGGGCGUUGAUGAUGUCAGCUUGGCCGCAAUAGACCGAGUUCUCCGGCGCCAAAAGAUGCGGAUGAAACAAGUCUAUAGGGUUCCCUUUGAGCGAAACUCUGCACGACACAAAGACCUACGUUACGAGUAUGUGAAAGGAUAUUACAGUUGGACGCGAUGGCCAGACCUCAUGAGUACCUCUUCCUGGAUGAGGCUGGCUUCAACCUGCAGAAACGAAGGCAAAGAGGCCGUAACAUCAUUGGCCAAAGAGCCAUCACUGAGGUUCCUGGCCAACGGGGGGGGUAAUAUUACUCUUUGUGCGGCCAUGGGUUUGGAGGGGCUUGUCCACCGGCAGGCUGUCCUUGGGUCUUACAACACCCAACGUCUCCCAACCUUCCUAGAGGAGCUAAAAGAUAUCCUCCUGGACCGUCAACAACACCAUCCUGGGCCCGAACAUCCCAUUUAUGUGAUCAUUUGGGACAAUGUACGCUUCCACAGAACAAACCAAAUCAGAGAGUGGUUCACCACCAACAGUAACCACUUUUUAAACGUCUGUCUGCCACCCUACUCCCCUUUCCUGAACCCUAUAGAGGAGUUCUUCUCAUCGUGGAGAUGGAAGGUUUAUGACAGACAACCAUACACUAGAGAGAACCUCCUAAGGGCAAUGGAGCUGGCGUGUGUUGACAUCCCAGUGGAGAACUUCCAAGGAUGGAUCCGCCAUUCCAGGGCGUUUUUCCCGCGGUGCCUGGCAAGAGACAAUAUAGCCUGCGAUGUGGAUGAGGUGAUGUGGCCCCGAUGCAGCUCAGCGACAUGAUGCCGCACAGUGAUUGUGGUGUAAAUAAAAAAAACUUCACACCCUGA
Messenger RNA from Micropterus salmoides (largemouth bass), 4126 nucleotides. RefSeq lists its product as uncharacterized. The record is from RefSeq and is a predicted model, not a curated record. The transcript is spliced from 3 exons. NCBI's taxonomy places the organism in Eukaryota, Metazoa, Chordata, Actinopteri, Centrarchiformes, Centrarchidae. Bases 2736 to 4079 code for a protein of 447 amino acids. Gene Ontology annotation, molecular function: nucleic acid binding.